Stylophora pistillata is the source of this 3489-nucleotide messenger RNA. Its product is annotated as lysosome-associated membrane glycoprotein 1. The record is from RefSeq and is a predicted model, not a curated record. Gene Ontology annotation, cellular component: late endosome membrane; lysosomal membrane; plasma membrane. Gene Ontology annotation, biological process: establishment of protein localization to organelle. NCBI's taxonomy places the organism in Eukaryota, Metazoa, Cnidaria, Anthozoa, Scleractinia, Pocilloporidae.
CUUUAGGACUCUAUUCGGCUUUCAAGACUUGAAACAUUCACCGUGGCUUACCAGCUGGUACGGUGCCCAUCGAUCUCGGCCAUCAUGGCUUUCCUUUACCGUCUAUUUGGUGCUUGUGUCCUCUAUUCAGUUCUUUGUCAGUGGAUAUUUGUGGGAGCUACACAUAAUCUUGCCUCGGCAUCCAAUCAUGUCCAGAGCUCAAUUUUCACACCUACGAUUGAAAUAAAAACAUCCAUUCCCUCUCCAAGCAAGACUGUCAAACAUGGCAACCAGACUGUCAUACCUUCAUAUAACAAAACUGUUAGACCCCACAACAUGACUGUCACACCUUCAUUUAACAGAACUGUUACACCCCACAACAUCACUGUUGCACCUUCAUUUAAUGGAACUGUUACACCCCACAACAUGACUGUCAUACCUUCACUUAACAGAACUGUUGUACCCCACAACAUGACUGUCACACCUUCCCACAUGACAAACACAGUACUCAACAGCAGUGUAAUGCCACCUAGUACUGGGUCAAUCACACCAACACCUGUGUCCACUGUGUUACAAUCAUCUUCUGUGCAUCCCAUACCAACCUUCCUUCCACCAGCACCAGGCAACUUCACACUGAAAGAUAAUGGUACAGUCUGUUUGUUUGCUUACAUGGCAGCAAAAUUUGAUGUUGCAAUCAGUUCAAAGAAAUUAACCUUUGAGCUUCCAACAAAAGCCAAUUCAACUGGUGAAUGUGACACAAGCAGCAAAGAUCACCCCUACAUCAAAUUAAGCUGGAGCACUCACAGUCAGGACUGUAGCUUCACCAUGCAUUUUAAAAAGUUUAUUAAAGAUACAGGAAAUGCAGGGACUCAAUACUGGGCAGCUACUAAUGUAACAUUUUCAUUGAAAGUCAACAAUUCUAACACUGUGUUCCAAUCUGACAAAGAGAAAUUCAAUGCACUGUCUGCUGGUAUUGGUGAUGCCUAUGCAUGUCCAUCUGCUCCUGCCAUCAAUCUUACAGCAAAGAAAUCCAGUGUUGAGAUUACCUUGACUGAUUUUAAAUUUCAACCCUUUGGUGUAAAAAAUGGGCACUUUGGCAAUGUGACAAAUUGUGUUUUCACUCCGACUACGACUGCAUCUUCAACAACUGCAAAAUCUUCACAUCCGCCAAAAACAACUAAGCAACCUGAAAGUCACACUGUAGCCAUUGCAGUUGGGUGUUCAUUGGCUGGGCUCGCUCUUGUUGCUGUUAUUGGCUACUUGAUUUUGCGACGCCGUAGUCGCAACAAUCAAGCUGGAUACCGCAAGUUGUAAACCACGGCAUAAAUGUUAGCCUGCAUGCACCAACUCAUUAUCACCGGUAGUGCCUUAGUACAUGCUAUAUUUUGCUAGCAAGAAAGUUUGAGGCUUUGAAUGAUGUUAGUCAGUAAGAUGUGUGCAUGGGGUUCAGAAAUUUGCCAGACCCCAAUAGACCUCUUCCUGAGUAAUCUCAAAUCUUUCUAAGCAGACAAACAAUUUUCCUGCAGUACUUAUAUUUGUUCAUUGAAAUUUGCUCCCAAGAAGUUUUGUUAGGUUUUAGUUUUGAAUGUCUAACUUUAUGCCAAGCCUGAACAUGUGUUGUUUGUUGUUUCCAUUCAUUUCAGUUUCCUUUAUCCUUAACCCUCUCCUUUCUUUAUGGUAUAUUUUUUUCAUUGUUGCUUUUUUCUUUCUCUGAAUCUUAAGUUUUUUUGGUCUAAUAUUUCAGAUUAAAAUGUGGACCAGUUUUUUUUUUGUUUGGCAUGAUGUGUAUGGGGAAUCUCUAUGUAAUUUCCCUUCAAUUCUCUUGAAGAGAAAAAGGUUUCUCUUACCCCCUUGGCAAUUGAAUAGCAUUUUUGAUAUUGCAUUAUUAUGGUAUAUUUGAUGAAUAUGAUGAGGAAAAUUAGAGUAAUUACAGUACAUAUAAUGGUACUCAAAUUUGGGAGAUAAAGUAACUUUGGUGAAAAGAUUUUACAGACUGUAUCAUCUUGAGCAUGUCGUCAUCAAAGUCUUUUAGUUCUUCGAUCGGUGGAGGGUUCUUUGGUCGAUUUGAAGCCGUAGUUCUCUUUGGAUGUGGGUGAGGUGUUAGGAUUUAGGAAGAAGUGGGCCUUCCAGUGCAUUCUGUUCAAGAAUUGGGUGGUUUUUUUCGAUGAGACAUGGUAAAUAGUUGUUGUGCGAUGGUAAUGGAAUAUUCUUGGUAGAGUAACUGAGGUUGAAUUUUUCCAAAUUUGGGAGAUAAAGUAACUUUGGUGAAAAGAGCUUGUAGUUAUUAAUCUAGGUGAAUAAACUUGCUAUAUAGUAUGAUUGUAUGUCACUACAAUUGUGGAAGGAAAAUAAAAACCUUUCAGGAGUAGGAAACCUUUAAAAGGUGCAUGUUAGGUUAGUGUGUUUGAGUAAGUAUUUUGAUAAACUCUUUUAGUUAUAGUUUUUAGACCUAGAUACUUUAUUAGAAUAAUUCAAGGUGACGAAUGAUAUUUUUUAUUUCCUUGAUUUGGUCCUAAAAAUGUGCCACUGUAAGCUACUGAGUUCAAUAUUUCAUUUUUUGUCUCAAUCAGUAAGUUACUCAAUACUGUACCUGUUACAUGAUGGUGUUGUAGUUUCCUUUUUCAAUAAAAUUUCAUUGAUAUACUGGGAUUUUAUUUCCUUAAUUGGAAACUGCUACCACUUUGUAUGAAAUCAUGCCCACUCUUAAACCAUUUCCAAAAAUAUUUAAGUCCACUCUUUACAUCAGUAGGAGGGCAUAAAAACAGUAUACAGAGCAUACAAAAUAUAACACUGAAACAAUACUGUUAUCUCCAUGUAACUACCUGGCACUUACAAAGUAAUUGUAACUGUUUCUUUUUUUUAAAUCCUCUUUUUGAGAAAAAUUUUUGUUACAAAUAUUGAUUACAGCAAUGGGCAGAAAUACAGUAGUCUUCUGUACAAUAACUUUGAGUGUUAGCAAAGUGCUCCUUAUAUAGGCCAUACAGUUAACCACAAAAGUGAUCAACUUUAGUGCAAAACAUCUUUCAACAAAUAAUGAUAAGAAUGGAAACAAAUUUAUCCACCAAAUUUGCUAGAGAAAUUUACUGGGAUUUCUCCAACAGUUAGUGGUAAGAAUCAAUAAUCAGACCUUGGUAGUUUAAGGGCUAUGUUCUGUGGGGCCAUGCUCUGGGGUACCAUGUUCUGUAGAACCAUGUUCUGGAGGACCCUGAGGAUAGGAUACUAAGGAUGCAAAGAGGUCAGCAUUUUCCGAAGCAAUGAAAUCAACAUACCGGUAGGACUUAAUGGGAGUGAUAAAUAAGAUACAAGAGUGACAUAUUCUUGUCUCCCUGGAUGUUUCCAUAAAGGAACAAUGAAACUCUGUACUAAUUAACGUUUGACAGCUAGACUGUUCCCCUCCAUAAGACUGAACUCUCAGUCUGGUAUAUGAUGUUAAAUAAUUGUUACUUAUUCUUACUUCGGUAAUGCCAUGUACUACUUAUGGAAGUACCUAAUAAAGUUGUUGUUGUUGUU